This is a messenger RNA of Peniophora sp. CBMAI 1063, 246 nucleotides long. The record is from the annotation of a GenBank genome assembly. Lineage: Eukaryota; Fungi; Basidiomycota; Agaricomycetes; Russulales; Peniophoraceae.
AUGUCUACGGGUUUGCGCUACAUCAGGAAACACUUCUUCGCCAUUGAGGCUCUGCCCAUUGUCGGCAUCGUCAGCGUUGUCUGCGGAGGCGGAAGCUGGUACCUCUACAGGAUUUCCCAGGGCCCUAACAUCGUUUGGACCCGUGCCAACCCUCAGCCCUGGAACUCCAUCAAGGAGGAUGAGACGCCGAAGAUCAUGACUAUCCACCAAGCAGCCAAGCAUGGGUGGCAUCGCGAGAAGCUAUAG